AUGCCCACAGACACAGCUAGGAUCAUUUCGGCCAGUUCUGAAAAUGAAGCCAUCAACAUCUCUGAACUAACUAGCCGGGAAGACGAUCAAGAUAAGAAUGUCGCUUUGCAGCCUCAGGUGGCCCAGAACAAAGGCCCGGCGCAAACGGAAACGAAUCAGAGCUCUGAGGCCUUGCAAGAACGAGCCCCUGCGGACAGCACGAUGGCUGCGGCGUCCGAUCCUUCAACGGCUGAUGUGGCCAGUGAGCAGGGCACAUAUAAAACUUCGCUAGGAGAUGUUGAAUCACAACUUACGAGAGAGGGGACUAUGAAAGCCGGCAGCGACAUACGCCUUGCGAUAAGACAAGAUCUGCACGCGGGCAAAAUCGAUAUUCCUGUGUUCAAGGGGCAGAAGCACUUUGAUCUCACAGCGCCGCCGCCAGGAACAUACCAAUUCCCUCCGCCUUGGCUGCCUCCUUAUCGAUCGCGAUUUCGACAGCAAUUCGAUCGGUCAUACCUACUACCGGACAGAAAUCUCCCCUUCAACAUACAGAUUAUGGAGCAUGUCAAGGAUUGGGCGGAGCUGGGCUCCAGGAUUGAAGACGACUCGAGACGAAAGGAGGUUCUGGAUCGCGUAUUCGUCACCCUGCAGAACGCCUGGUUUGAGGCAUUGCGUCUUGGCUAUGAUCCAGGUGUACCAACAGAUGGCAGCCCGAAACGUCGCCAGCGAGCACCGGCAGCUGCCGAAGCGGUGAAAAAACAACUCAUACCCGGCCAGCCUCCCACUCCUCUAAGAUCUCGUCAGAAGAAGGAUGUUGAUCCUGCGAAAGUGCCAAUCUUCGUUUCUCAAAGCUACAGAGGCUCCCAUUUAUGGGCAGUCACUGCGGGAGAGCUCGAGGAAGCUGGGGUCUCCGAAGCUCGCAUUCGACGGAGGGCAGAAGGAGACCUGGAUGAUGGCGACGAGUUGUUAGAAGAGGUUCUAGAGGAAGUCGGUGGGAUCCUAUACAAGGAGGACUGGUUCCGCACCCCUGAAGCGAAUUCAUGCGAAAGAGACUUGUUCCUCUACUCUCUCUUCGAGGUACAGAUGUCGCGGCGAAGCCUCGCAGAGCUUCAGGCUCUCUAUGAUGGCUUCAGCGGUCGACAACAGAAGGUGAAUACCCAGAAACGAAUCGAUGCCGAAAAAGAGCGUCACAACCACUUUUUGGCACUGGCUUUGGAGAUCAAUGGACGGGGUGGUUCAAAGUCUCCUCAACCCUCCGAUAAUAACUACCAAGAAGGAAGAGGCGAUGAUCCUGAAAGUGGCGAUCAACACGAAAGUGCUUCACUCGCCGAUGCCCUUGUCAACACUGUGGAAAAGGUCGUUAAUGAGCCGAAUGUGGGGACUAUAGUCAGCCUGUUGGAUUCCUCCGGUUUCUCAGAAGACCUCUUUGCUACGGACCAAUCGCUCCAGGACGCAUCAAGCAAUCUGGAUAAAACCAAGCAAGCACUGAGAGAUCUCAUGGUACAUGCUCGCCAAAUUGAUUCUCUGUCUACUGAUGCUGGUCAGGGUGAUGACUUGCAUGCAAACUUACAGGUAUGCGCCCAAGCGGAAGACCUUGCAAAGAAAGUCGAAGAAAGUAAGAACAUACUGGCCAAUCUACUGUCGUCGUUGAAAAGUCAGCCCGGCCGGUCGGACGUGGAGGGUCAUGGUACUGACAUCGGCACGGGUGAUUCACAACUCGACCCAAUCCUGGCUGUUCCGACAAACGAAAACCUCACAUCAGGGGGCCAUAGCUCCGGACAGAUGUGCGAGCCCACACACUCCGACAAUGCUCUCAAACGUGCCCAUAGCCCAGAAGAAGCUGAUGAUGAUACUUCAGAAGUGCCUGCGCACAAGAAGCAGAAGAUUGAGGCUCAGGCUCAGAACGAAGCACAACCCCAAAUGUCCCUUGUCGCUUCCGAGGUGGGAGAUAUUAACACCCCUACUGCACCCGCGGAGCGGCCUGCGUCCCCACGGCCUCUUGAGACACCCGGUGCUAACUUAGCAGAACGAAAGGAAGAGAUUGGGAAGCGAUCGCUGGUUGUUAAGCUUCGUGUACCGAACAGCUUCGAUCCAACGGAGCUUACCAGUGAAAAGGUGUUCUUCCAGAAGGGCUUCCGGUACCGAUACACACGUUCGUCAACCAUAGCUCAACGUCGAGCAAUGGACGAAGCACUUGAUAGCUUCGUCCGAGGCAAGCGGCUGGAUGGCAACUGGCGUUUUGGCAGGUAUGAAGCACUUUGCGAUCCCAAAGACCCAGAGCGAACCACAAUCAUCCACGGUAUUUGGGACAAUAAGGACGGCACUAGGGCGGAAGGCUCGGAGUGGUUUCACGACGGCAAUGGAGACUGCCGACCGCCACUGAUUGAACACGUUGGACGACGUGUGAUCGAAGGUGUAGACGACGAGGAACCACCCGAUCCGGGUCAUCAGGGGCAUGAGCCUAUCAUUGUGAACAAGCACCACAAGAACGUGCUAAAGCUCACAAUCAGCAAGAGAAACAAUGCCAAUAUUGGCAAAAGACGCAAAGAGCAGCCCAAGCGGCGAGCACGAACAAGUGCCUUACCAACGUCACCAUUGUCUCAGUCUGUCUCUGUCUCUAGCACGAGGGCAACCAGAUCUGCCUCUACAAAUAAACCUAGACCAAAACGACAGACGGCCAAGCGGACUACGUAUGGAUAUGAUGGUGACGGUGGCAGUGACGAUGAGUUUGUACCUUGA
Molecule: messenger RNA, 2718 nt
Organism: Exophiala xenobiotica
Lineage: Eukaryota; Fungi; Ascomycota; Eurotiomycetes; Chaetothyriales; Herpotrichiellaceae
Exons: 1
Coding region: 1-2718 (905 amino acids)
Source: RefSeq, a predicted model, not a curated record